AUGAAUGAUUAAAAUAGAACAUAAUUUGAUCAAGAUCAAAGCUCUAAUGAUAAUUUACACAAUGAAGAAGAUAGUCUAUAUUAAAAAAAGUAUGCAACAUUUGUUAGAAAUUCAUUUAUUGGAAUGAAGCCACAAUAAAUUUCAUCAGAUAUGAUUGCAAAUCUCGAAGCAUAAAAUUUAAUUUAGGUUAAAUUCAAACAUCAGAGUAUUUUAUUAGAUCAUUGGAUAUUACUUUAUGAGGAUCAAAAUUUUAAGAUUAUAUAUAAAUCAAUUAAUUAAUAAUCAAUACUAUUAAUUUACAAACAAUUUUUAGUAUAAGAUUUAGAUACUCAGACUUUCCUUAUGAAUUUAAUAAUGAGUAUUAUUGACUCCUGUUCUUUUUUUUUCUUUAUAGGAGAAAUGAAUUAAUCUUAAAAGUUGAACAAAUUUGUUAGAAAAGAUACAAAGGUUUUAAAAUUUUACUAGUUAUUUCAAAAAUUAGAUUAAGAUAAUAAAAAUAAUAUCAUUCUUGAAUAUUAAAUUAAUUGUUUUAGUCCUUAAAUUUUAAUAAAAAAAUUUAUUGAUAAUGCAUUUAAUGAGAUUAAUUCAAUAGAUAGAUUAUUGAUCAAAUAUUAUAAUCUAAUUAAGAAUAUUAAAUCUGAUGAAAAUAAUCAUUAGUUUGAUACAAUAAUAUCAGAUUUUAUGUAAGAACUCAAAGCAAUUUGA
Molecule: messenger RNA, 705 nt
Organism: Paramecium pentaurelia
Lineage: Eukaryota; Ciliophora; Oligohymenophorea; Peniculida; Parameciidae
Source: the annotation of a GenBank genome assembly